Arabis nemorensis is the source of this 2208-nucleotide messenger RNA. The record is from the annotation of a GenBank genome assembly. NCBI's taxonomy places the organism in Eukaryota, Viridiplantae, Streptophyta, Magnoliopsida, Brassicales, Brassicaceae.
AUGGCGGAUUCAAGCUCUUUUCUCCCUCCUCUUUGCAAAAGGAUCUCACACAAAAGCUAUGUUAUAAGAGCGAUGGAUCUCACGAUUCUUAGCCUUGUCUUUUCUCUUCUCGUGUACCGAAUCCUACAUAUGAGCCACAAUGACACCGCUUGGGCUGUGGCUUUCUUCUGUGAAUCUUAUUUCUCUUUCGUAUGGCUGCUUCUUAGUUCCACAAAAUGGAGUCCAGCUGAUCAUAAAACCUAUCCAGAUAGACUUGAUGAAAGGGUUCAUGACCUUCCUUCGGUAGAUAUGUUUGUGACCACGGCGGAUCCGGUUCGGGAGCCGCCGAUUAUCGUCGUGAACACCGUGUUAUCGCUGUUAGCUGUGAAUUAUCCGGCAAACAAACUAGCAUGUUAUGUGUCGGACGAUGGAUGCUCACCUCUCACUUACUUCUCACUCAAGGAAGCUUCUAAGUUCGCCAAGAUUUGGGUUCCUUUCUGCAAGAAAUACAAUGUUAAAGUUAGAGCUCCUUUUAGAUAUUUCCUUAACACUCUGACUGCGCUAGAGGAUUCUGACUUUGCUAAAAACUGGGAAAUGACAAAGAGGGAGUACGAGAAAUUACGCCAGAAAGUGGAAGAUACCACUGGAGAUUCCCAUUGGUUGAAUGCUGACGACGAUUUUGAAGCUUUUACAAACACAAAACCAAAUGAUCAUUCAACUAUAGUUAAGGUUAUAUGGGAGAACAAGGGAGGUGUUGGAGACGAGAAAGAGGUCCCUCAUUUUGUAUACAUUUCAAGAGAGAAAAGACCAAAUUAUGGGCAUCAUUACAAAGCUGGAGCCAUGAACUUUCUGGUAAGAGUAUCGGGGUUGAUGACAAAUGCACCGUACAUGCUGAAUGUAGACUGUGACAUGUAUGCAAAUGAAGCAGAUGUGGUGCGACAAGCAAUGUGUAUAUUUUUGCAAGAAUCAAUGACUCCAAACCAUUGUGCUUUUGUUCAAUUCCCUCAAGCUUUCUAUGAUUCUAACGCCUAUGAAGUCGCCAUGUUACACUCAUACAGAGGACGAGGAGUUGCGGGAAUCCAAGGACCGAUAUAUGAAGGGUCGGGAUGCUUCCACACUAGAAGAGUUAUGUACGGUCUAUCUCCGGACGAUUUAGAAGUUGAUGGAAGUCUUUCUUCAGCUGCUACAAGGAGUAUUUUGACUCAAGAGAGUUUAACUAGAGAAUUUGGAAAUUCUAAAGCGAUUGUGAAAUCGGUGGUCAGCGCAUUACAAAGAGAAUCAAAUCCCCAAAAUGAGCUUACAAAUUCCACACAAGCGGCCAAAGAAGUUGGAAAUUCUCACUAUGAGUACGAAACUAGCUGGGGGAAAACAAUAGGUUGGUUAUAUGAUUCAAUAGUGGAAGACUUGAACACAAGUAUAGAAAUCCAUUCGAGAGGAUGGAGUAGUUCAUUUAUUUCUUCGGAUCCACCGGCGUUUCUAGGCUGUAUGCCGCUAGUAGGACUAGAGGGGUUCCUCCAGUGGCGGCGAUGGAUAACCGGCGGGUUUGAAGUCUUGUUCAACAAACAAAGUCCGCUGAUCGGAAUAUUUCACCAAAAAAUAAGAUUCCGACAGCGAUUGGUUUAUCUUUCCUCUUGCAUGGGAGGUCUAAGCUCAAUUCCUGUGCUCUUGUAUUGUCUCUUGCCUGCUUAUUGCAUACUCCACAACUCUCCCUUAUUUCCCAAGGUACUUUGUUUAGGUACAAAUUUGAUCAUAUUUGUGGGGAUGCCUUGUCUUUACAUUCUAUGGGAAUUUAUGAGCCUUGGGGUUUCCGUACAACUAUUGAAUGUCCCCAUUUGUGCUUCGUUAUCUAGCAUCUUUGAUGUCGCACUCAAGCUUCUUGGAAUCUCGAAAACCGUGUUCAUAGUCAGUAAAAAGGCUAUACCCGGGACUAAGUCAGGAUGUCAACAAGAAGAUGACGGCCUAAACCCAUACUCGGGAAAAUUUGAAAUCAAUGGCUUGCUUUUUUUCUUGCCCGGCAUAUUUAUUCUGUUGGUGAAUCUAGCCGCUUUAACCGAUUUUCUGGUAGGCCUACGAUUGUGGAGUCGUAGUGAGGGAGGAGGUAGUUUGUGUUUAGAAGAGGCUUGUGGAUGUAUGUUGGUAGCUAUGUUGUUUCUUCCAUUUCUAAAGGGUUUGUUUGAGAAGGAAGAUAUGGUAUCCCAUUGUCUAUUUUCUAUAAAGGUGCCUUUUUAG